GGAUACACAGAAGCAACGGCUCCUAACAAAAAAAAAAAAAGAAGCAGAAGACGUUAGGAGUGAGAAAGAUGGCGACGUCCGCCGUGGAGGAAGUUGCAGCUGUCACAGUGGAGGAAGAUCUCAGGAACCUUCAUCUUUCAGAGGAGAUCCUGCCUGAAUCGUACAGGAUCAACUCUGCAAAGGAGAAGCAGCUGGUGGAAAUCGCGGAUAACUUCCAGCGUCAGUAUCUGCUCCUGUAUCCCGACCGAAAACCUCUGCUGCUCUGCCCCGUCAACGAAUGCGGAGUCAGGAAGUUUGUGUCCACCACUCUUCGGCCCACACAUCCAGGCCUCUGUGAGCUUCAUAGCUGGAAAGACUGUUCCUCGUUUGUGGCCGACUUCCUGGCCCUGCAGCCUCUGGAGCCGCCUACAGAGGUGCCCAGCCAGCUGUUCUCUCCCACAUCUGUGCUGCGCAGUCAGAAGGCCACCUGCUUUGAAUCCUCCACCCUGCUCUGCAGCCUGCUGCUCGGCCUCGACUAUGACGCCUACUGCGUCAGCGGCUACGCCUCCAGGGAGAUCUGUCUGCUGGACCAGAGUCUGCAGCAGUGCCCCCUGCUGGAGCCGCAGGCUAAGAGUGUUGAAAGCCAAACCUCUAAGCAGGAGAAGAAGUACGGGGUGAGAUGUCAGAAGGAGCUCAGGAGUCUCUUUCUGCUAGAGCAAGAGAGGAAACAACAGGAGGCCAAGGCUGCUUUGCUUCAGGAGGAGGAGCUACAAGAGGUUAACAGCCGGCGUGUUGCUGACCCCCUGCGAGGCCUUCGGGUUCACUGCUGGGUUCUGGUUCUGUCGGGGAAACGGCACAUCCAGGAGAACUUCUUCAUCGACCCCCUCACAGGGAGCAGCUUUCCAACAAACGACGACAACUUCCAGGGCAUUGAGAGUGUGUGGAACUGCUUUAACUGCUACGUCAACAAGCAGGAGUGCAGCAGCGGCUGCAGGGACGUCCUCUUUGACCUGGAGGAUCCCAGGCUGUGGGAGCCGGUCUUUCACGACGCCAUCAGCCAGCAGCAGCUGAGCCGUGCUGUCCAGACUAAACGAGAGGACCAGAUCCUCGGCAGAAUCACUAAACUGACGGAAAUCUUUCCUACAAAGUUUCGCCUUCUGAGACCGUGGGUCAGUAGAAUCGAAGUCUCAAAGGAAGACCUGCAGACGAGGUUCCCUGGAGGAAAGAAGGCGACCCACUACAUAAAAGCAAAGCUGGAGAGGUUUUCACCUGCUGUGACCAGAGAUGGACUCGUCUCCAGACUAACCACGUACAAAGACCUGGACUGCACAGAGGUCACUGCGGUCAAAGAGUGGUACCAAAACAGAAGUGACAACCUGGAGGAGAGACACUUCAACAAGCUUGAGAACUCCACUACUGAGCACUUCAAACCCAGAAGAGCUUUUGGCCUUUUAUUUCACAAGUGGAAAGCUGUGACUUCUGGGACAGAGCGAGAGAUGAGGUUCGACCGUCCAGAACUAGACGGUCUGGAGCAGAGGGUGGUGUCGCCACAAGCAAUGGAGGAAUCCUUCAAGGACCGAGACGACUUCCUCUAUUUCAGACACGUCACCUUCGGUCAGGGUGUGUCCUCAAAACCUUGUCCUCUGAAGACCGGUCUGGAGAACCUAAACGUGCUGAAAGUGGUGGAGCGUUUCGACAGGAACGCAUCCAAACCGGCCAACGAAGACGUGGCCAAGCGGGUGUUUCUGGUCCCGGAGAUGCAGAUCGACUUGACCUAUCAUCUGAUGGAUCACCGCAAUAUUCCUUCGACUAGAAGCAUCACAAAACCAAAAGAAGGCCAGCCGUUCACAAACGACAUGUUCUCCGAAUUUCAGGUGGAUCGGUCUCAGAAGCCUCUCGGGCCCCUGUCGGGCUACAGGUUGGCGGAGGAGCUAAAAGACGAAGAAGAGAGCGUGGCUGUCCAAAUCAAAGCGUCUCUGAAGGAGGUGGAGAAAAUCCUGGACUGCCGAGAGGAGGAGGAGAAAGAUCUGAGGGUUUUCUCAUCAUUGCUGGAGCAGGUUCUGGCCGUCAAGCAGAAAUGGGUGGAGGCGUGCAUGUUAAAGGAGGACCACCUCAUGCUCCGCCAGAAGGAGAUGGAAGUCCUGGUUCCGCUGCAGAAACUAGUUGGAUGCAAUGACGCUUUAAGUGCGGAGGAGGCCAAUUCCUACUGCAUGAACUUCUUAGAUAAAUAUAAAGAAAAACUGGACGAGCAUACCAGCUUCCUGGAGCAAAACCUGGAAACGCUCCAGAUGGACCAGGAGGAUGAGUCGAAGGACCACCACCACCACCACCCCGCCAUGAGCAACGAGGAGGCGGAGCUUUGGUGCCACCUGUGCUGGGAUAAAAAGAUCCAAAUCUCCGCUGCCCAGAGACGCCUCGAAAAGCACAACAAACAGAUGAAGGACAGAUGCAGGACCUUCCUGCUGAAUCUGCAGCAGAACCCUCUGUUCGCGGUUCACUUUGUCGAGUGAGCUCAACACCAGCUGUUCACAGAGCUACCUACCGGGAGCCCUUCCACCGGACGAGACGACUGUCAUCAUGUAAUGAGACACGACAACUCACAGGCUAAACUCUGUACCGAUCGCUUCAGUCCAAUAAACAGUUCUUGAAGUGUGACGUUUA
Messenger RNA from Fundulus heteroclitus (mummichog), 2640 nucleotides. RefSeq names its product coiled-coil domain containing 135 (gene drc7). The record is from RefSeq and is a predicted model, not a curated record. Bases 69 to 2489 code for a protein of 806 amino acids. Gene Ontology annotation, biological process: flagellated sperm motility. The transcript is spliced from 18 exons. Lineage: Eukaryota; Metazoa; Chordata; Actinopteri; Cyprinodontiformes; Fundulidae. Gene Ontology annotation, cellular component: motile cilium.